Humulus lupulus (European hop) is the source of this 3469-nucleotide messenger RNA. RefSeq names its product DNA topoisomerase 1 beta-like. The transcript has 16 exons. The coding region runs from base 428 to 3121 and encodes 897 amino acids. NCBI's taxonomy places the organism in Eukaryota, Viridiplantae, Streptophyta, Magnoliopsida, Rosales, Cannabaceae. The record is from RefSeq and is a predicted model, not a curated record. Gene Ontology annotation, molecular function: DNA binding; DNA topoisomerase type I (single strand cut, ATP-independent) activity. Gene Ontology annotation, cellular component: nucleolus; chromosome. Gene Ontology annotation, biological process: DNA replication; DNA topological change; chromosome segregation.
UAUCCUUCGAGUCUCGACCUUGCUUCCUCUUCUUCCAUCGCUACAACCCAGAAGAAGACGACGACGAAGAAGAAGAUACAAUUUGCCGGCGGUGGCUGACGACUGAUAACCCCGACGGACCUCUUCACCUUCGUCUUUACCUCUCUCUUGCCUUAGAACACAACCUCUCAGCCAAGGACCAUAAAUUUGGAUCCCAAACUUCAACUAAUUUGUCCCUAAAAUUAACCUAGGGUUUCAUUGUUUUCUCUCUGAACACUCAUCACUAACCCUCUCGAUCGUCGCCUUCAGCUGUCUGUGAUAAUUUUAGCCAAAGGGUUGGAUUUUUUAACUGCAAAGUUUUUCGUUUCGUUGGUUUUCUGAGAGGGUAGUAGUGUCUGCAGAAAUUGAUGUGAUAAUAAUACAUGCGAAAGCAGAAUAUUAGGGGACAAUGGCUGUUCAGGCUCCUGCUAAAAUGAAUCUGGUUGAAGAUUUUGAUGAUGAUGACAAACCUUUAACUUUUAAGAGGAGUGUUCCAACAUCCAAACAGAACCAAUUGAAUUCAGAGGUAAAGAGACCUUUAUCACAGAGGCCCGAUGGACUGUCAGCAAGACCGGUUUCGGGCAGAGUCGGUCUGAAUGGCCUAAACUCCAGUUCGCAAAAGGGUAAGGUGGUUCAAUCAAUUAAGGGACCAUCAGUGGUGAAAUCCCCCAUUGGCAGUCCAAAAGCUUCAACUGUAAGGACCACACCAAUGAAGUCUCCAGUAACAAAUUCAGUAUCAUCUAGUUCAUUAGUUGGCCAAUCUAAAUCUUCGUCCGAAAGAAACAAGUCUAGUGUUGUUAAGGAAGAAAGAAGUUCUGCCAAACAACCUAUAAAAUCCGAGGAUCAUUCUGAUGAUUCAGAUGAUAAUGUACCUUUAAGUGUAAGACUCAAUGGGAGCACAAGCCAGGGCAAUAAGGGUCUUAGAAAACCAAUGACUGGACUGCCAACGACAAAGAGUAUUGUGAAAAAACCUCCAGACGACUCGGAUGAUGAACCUUUGUCAAAUAGGUUUCAGGCGAAACCCAAAGCAGGAACAUCAGGUAGUAAGCCCAAUGAUUGCAGUGAUAAGAAGCCACUGUUGAGUACUAGUAAACAGAAUGGUUCCACCACAACAGAUGGGAAAAAACCUUUAAACUCUAGUAUGAAGAGACCUUUGGAUAGGGAAAAGUCAGAUAAUUCUUCGGUUAAAAAGCCAAAACUUUCAGAUUCACCUGCACUGGUGAAAAAUAAGCAGGUAUCAGUCAAGGCCGAAUCCAAGGUAGAUGAUGACGAUGAUGAUCAUGUUCCAAUUUCCCAAAGAAUCAAGAAGACACCUGUCUCAAAUAAUAACACAUCAACCUCAAGGCAAAAGGUCACAAAAACCAUUUCUUCAUCAUUCAAGAAAAAUACGAAGUUUAAAAAGGUAGUGAAAAACUCAAAAUAUUCCAAGUCAACUAAGUGGUCUCCUAGCUCUGGUGAUGGCCAGAAAAAAUGGACUACCUUGGAACACAAUGGUGUUAUUUUCCCCCCUGCCUACCAACCUCAUGGGGUAAAGAUGCUUUACAACGGAAAGCCAGUUGUCUUAACUCCUGCACAGGAGGAGGUUGCAACAAUGUUUGCAGUGAUGAAAGACACAGAAUACGCACUUAAAGAAGUAUUUAGAGAGAAUUUCUGGAAUGAUUGGCGAAAGUUACUGGGCAAAAACCAUGUAAUUCAGAAAUUGGACUUUUGUGAUUUUACUCCAAUAUAUGAUUGGUACCAAAAUGAGAAGGAGAAGAAGAAACAAAUGAGUUCAGAUGAGAAAAAAGCCUUGAAGGAGGAGAAACUGAAACAAGAGGAAAAAUACAUGUGGGCUAUUGUUGAUGGUGUUAAAGAGAAGGUUGGUAAUUUCAGAGUUGAACCACCUGGAUUAUUCCGAGGUCGUGGGGAGCAUCCAAAGUCUGGAAAGCUGAAAAGACGAAUUCGUCCAAUUGAUGUCACUAUAAAUAUAGGAAAAGAUGCUCCAGUUCCAGAAUGCCCCAUCGCUGGUGAAAGGUGGAAAGAAGUAAGGCAUGACAACACUGUAACGUGGUUAGCUUUCUGGAAUGAUCCUAUCAAUCCGAAAGAAUUCAAAUAUGUGUUUCUGGCGGCUAGUAGCUCUUUAAAGGGACAAAGUGACAAGGAAAAAUAUGAGAAAGCAAGGAUGCUGAAGGGUUAUAUACAGAAUAUACGUACUGCAUACACAAAGGACUUUACAAGCAAAGAUGUGACGAAGAGACAAAUAGCAGUUGCUACCUAUCUGAUUGAUAAACUUGCUCUGAGGGCUGGGAAUGAAAAGGAUGAUGAUGAAGCGGAUACCGUUGGUUGUUGCACAUUGAAAGUAGAGAAUGUAAAACCAAUACCCCCCAACAAGUUGGAGUUUAACUUCCUUGGUAAAGAUUCAAUCAGAUAUGAAAACACUGUUGAAGUUGAGCUUCCUGUUUACAAAGCAAUUAUGCAGUUUCAAACUGGAAAAAAGGGGAGUGAUGAUCUUUUUGACUUGUUGGAUACCAGUAAACUGAAUGCUCAUCUUAAGGAGCUCAUGCCUGGACUUACAGCAAAAGUUUUCCGUACUUAUAAUGCUUCGAUUACCUUGGAUGAUAUGUUGAGUCAAGAAACCAAAGAUGGAGACCUAGAAGAGAAAAAGACAGUUUACAAUACUGCAAACAAGCAGGUUGCAAUCAUUUGUAACCAUCAGCGUACCAUAUCCAAAUCGCACGAGGCACAAAUGUCAAGGCUAAUGGAGAAAAUUCGUGAACUUGAGGAUGUUCUUAAAGAGCUUAAAGUAGAUUUAGACAGGGCAAAAAAAGGAAAGCCUCCAUUGAAAGAUGCCGAGGGAAAGACAAAGAGAAACUUAAACCCCGAAGCGUUAGAGAAAAAGAUAGCUCAGACGAACACAAAGAUAGAGAAAAUAAAACGGGAUAUGCAUAACAAAGAGGAUACGAAAACAGUGGCGUUAGGCACAUCAAAAAUCAAUUACCUUGACCCUAGGAUCACAGUUGCGUGGUGCAAAAGACACGAGGUUCCCAUUGAGAAGAUAUUUAACAAGUCUCUCCUUGCAAAGUUUGCUUGGGCAAUGGAUGUAGACCCGGACUUCAGAUUCUGAUUCUCGGAUUUAAGUGAUGAGCGGCACCAACUCCGUCGCCACCUUUUACCAAGAGAAGGCCCCAAAACUAGAAAGAGGAGAAAGAACUUUGUUUCUUGUUCAAUUAUAGAUAUUCACAUUUUUUUUUCCCUUUAAUUGUUGCAGCGGAAAUUUAAUGUUAUUGUACAUCUAAUCUAAUGAUGAUGGCAGAGUUGGCCCUUCUUUUUCUUCAUAGUUCUAUUAAUCUUUUUUUUUUCCCAAAUAGGAGUUGCUAUCAAUUGUUUAUUUGGACUUUCAGACACUUUCAUACUAAUGAUUUUAAUGUUUGAAAUACAUUCACUAACUCUAAGUAACAACAAUUUUCUUAUA